GCCGCUCCAGACCUCUCUCAUGUUGUUCUGCUGGAGUUUCCACUCCAGCUUCUUCCUGUACUUCUCUUUGGCCUCCCUGAUAUUGGUAUUGUAAUAGGGGAUGGCUCUGGUGUUACUUGGAAUCAGAUCGAAACUUAAUUUUUAGUAUCGCCCACUCCUAUUGGGAGGUGUGUGUGUGUGGCACCUCCCACCUGUGAAGUAUUGUUAUGUUCGUUAAUAUCUUGGUGUUUUUUCAUUUUAAAAAUUAAAAAGUAAAAAAAAAAAAACAAGUUAGCUAUCUUAUUUUAUUUUGAAACGCGUAUCGCUCAACAUCCGGUGUCGUCUUCGUUUAGCUUGCCCUCUUCCGUUUCUUCCAUCCGUGAUCCGUGGCUCGGGAUCCAUUGAGCAGCCUUGCCCGGGCCAGCACUUCGCUAAAACGGGGAUUCGGUCUGCCUUCCUUCCCUAUCAGACACCUUGAAACGAUCAUUAUCGUUUUCCAUACCUCUCCAGCAGCAUUAAUAGUUCGUUUAAAUGUAUGUAGCUGUGUCUGCUAGCUGCGGCCAUUGAUUGAAUGAUACGUUUGAAGACCGACAGACAAACGGGCGCCAGGCUAGUCGGUGAAGACAGGAGUACUGCAGCCUUGCGUCAAAGCCAGCUAAAGCUAAACCGUGGUAGGGCAAGUCAGCAAUAAAGCCCGGUUACAGCCACGUUACCUCGGUGGCUAGCCAGACAGCAGACGGGUUAUUUUUGGCUCGGUUUUUGGCGUACACAUGCUCUGUUUUAGUCGCGUGAGCUAGCCAAACAUCUGUGCAAAAGCUGUCAGUGUUGGUUUCAUAAGAAAUAACGUUACAGCUAACACUGACUCUGUGUUUUGGGGUUGGUAUUCCCCACUUAACUUACUAGCUAUCUGAAACGACUUUAACAACACAUUUUGAAGCGUAACGUUAGGUAAAAGGUGGGAAAUUUCGGAUAACUGCGUAACAUCUUGUUGAAUUGAAGAGGGGCCUCAUAGCUAACACAUGAGGCCCGGUUGCAAAGAUGGACCUGAAUUUUUAUUCGGAUUUAACGGACGGUACCGGGCAGCACGACGGUGAUCCAGAGUUCUUGGACCCGCAGUCUUUCAAUGGAUUUGACUCUGACAACAAGUUCCCUGGAGGCAGUGACAACUACCUGACAAUUCCUGGGUCUGGCCAUCCCUUCCUCUCCUCAUCCGAGUGUGCCACUAAACCCAUUGACCUCUUCAACCUCGCUGGAUCUGCUGGUGGAACAUUCCACACUCCCAGCCUCGGCGAUGAGGAGUUCGAGAUACCUCCCAUUUCUUUGGAUCCAGACUCGGCCCUCACCGUGUCAGACGUGGUGUCCCAUUUCGGGGAGUUGUCGGACACCGGCCCCUCCGACAGCGUGGUGGUACCCGGGAAUGCUGUGGUGGAAGGGGACGACCCCUCGUUCGCUUCCACUUUCGUCAAUGCCCCCUCGCAGGGACUGGAGCACCUGAGUCUGGGAGUCAUCAACCAGUCAGGAGGAAGUGCUUUGUUGGGGUCAUCACUGGGAAUGGAUCUUGGUCAUCCCAUCGGCUCUCAGUUCAGCGGUUCGUCCCCGGUGACCAUCGACGUCCCACUGGGUGACAUGAGCCAGGGCUUGCUGGGGUCCAAUCAGUUGACCACUAUCGACCAGUCAGAGCUCAGCGCUCAACUGGGGCUCGGCUUGGGAGGCGGGAACAUAUUGCAACGCCCCCAAUCGCCUGAACACCCUCUGUCGGCCACGGCCUCGCCCACCAGCUCACUCCAGGAUGACGACAUGGAUGACUUCAGAAGGAGCGUCCUGGUUGAAUCUCCGGUCUCCCUGGCGGUCUCUCCCGGAGUCAUCUCUCUCGAUCCCUCUCUGUCCGACUCCCCGCUCUCUGCCCCCGCCUCCAGCGUCUCUCCAGCUGUUGGACGGAAAGGAGGAGUGGGAGGAGGGAAGAAGGGGAAGAAGAAGAAAGACCCCAAUGAGCCCCAGAAACCUGUGUCCGCCUACGCUUUGUUCUUCAGGGACACACAGGCAGCUAUUAAGGGACAAAAUCCCAACGCUACAUUUGGAGAAGUUUCUAAGAUAGUGGCCUCCAUGUGGGACAGCCUGGGGGAGGAGCAGAAACAGGUUUACAAGAGGAAAAACGAAGCGGCGAAGAAGGAUUACUUGAAGGCGCUGGCAGAGUACAGAGCCAGCCAUCUUUCUCAGGCCCCUAUUGAAGUCAUGGACACCUCUCCAUCACCCCCAUCUCCAGCCCCGGCCCCCGUUGUCACAGCCACGCCUGCCGCCACCCUAGCCGCUCGCUCCACCAGGUCACAGCAUUACAACCCAGAGGAGAACACCAUCACCAACAUCUGUACCUCCAACAUCAUCCUGGACCUACCUCAGGUCACCACACGUUCCCGCACCGGCGCCAUCAAACCCCAACUUCUGCCCGUUACCAUCCCCCAAACCCCCCCCACUGUCACCAAGAUCAUCAUCAAGCAGACACAGUUGCCCUCUGGUGGCGUAUCCGUGACAGCGACACCCGCCUCCUCGUCGCGUCAGCCGCCGCCGCUGCAGCAGAUGCAGAGCACCCCUCCUCCGCCUCGGCUGCAGCAGAUGGUGCACGCCCAGGCCCCUCCACCUCUGCAGGCCAAACCACGAGGUGCUACCACAGCUCCGCCUCCGCUGCAGAUCAAGGUCGUCCCAUCGUCACGGCAGUCGGAUUCAAGCACGCCAAUCAUUGUGACGUCAUCUGCUGAAACGCCCGCGUCAAUGUCAACCGGUCUGACGGUGGAGGUGGGACAGUCGGCGGAUGUGGUGACGGGAGGAGAGGAAGUGGCAGAGGUAGAGGAAGGGAUGGAGGUUGAGGUGAACGUUGCCCCCGUCCCGAGCGUGACUCCCACCGCCAGCCGUAACAUCUGUGUGCGUGCUGGCUGCACCAACCCCGCUGUGGAGAGCAAAGACUGGGACAAGGAGUACUGUAGCAACGAGUGUGUCGCCACACACUGCAGAGAUGUGUUCAUGGCCUGGUGUUCCAUCCGAGGGCAGAACUCCACCACCGUCACAUAAGGAAAGGACACAUGGAUCGUGACGGAGGAGCGCUACACAGAGAGAAAAAGACAAAGAAUAACACGUGAAAUGCAAAUGAACAGAGAAACGAAUGAAUGAAUGAUAGGCUCAGGUAUUGGCACAUAAUGGUUUCUUUUAUCAUGUCAUCUUGAUGACAAGAAGAAAAAGACAAGACAGUUACAGGAAAGUAUUUAAAAAUCACUACGAUAUACUUUUCUGUGGUCGACACCGUGGCUCUCCAGCAGAAUAACAAUGGGUGCAUUGGGAAUGACGGCUCACAAUAAGGACAGAUGGAAGAAUAAUAAUACUGAAGAAAACACAGAAGAAGAAACUAAAGACUUGGCUCUGCUGCCCUAGACUUUCCUAUUGAUCAUCUAUUGUGAAUUUGAACUAUGGACCUGAUUUGAUAUAAAAAAGAAAAGAGAGAGAGAGAGAGAGAGAAAAGAAAUAGAACAUUUUAUGGCGUUUUUUAAUUGUUUUGAAAAGAAGUGCAGGAAGGAAAUCAUGAUCUUGCAGAGGAAUUCAGUUUGUUUUGAUUCAUUUCAAAAAUUCCACUUCAUAUGUGAAUGCUCUUCCCUUUACUGUUACAUUGAGGACUGGUUGAUGUGAAUGAAGUCUGAUAUUUUUGUUUAAUUGUUUUUCAGUAAUGUGCGGGCGCUUUGGUGUUGCGGGGUCAGUGGCUACUUUAGAGAUUAAGUGUACAAACGAGCAACAACUGGGCAAAGCACAAACAGUCUAAAAGGUAGUUUGGAGUCGUACAAGAGGGUCAAAUGUUUGUAAGAAUCCAAUUUGAGACAACGUGGAAAUUAAUCUGCCACCAGCCAAAUGCCAUUUGUCACUUUUUGGAAAAGGAUUUAAAUUCAAACUUUCAAAACAGGUGCUAGAAUUCAGGAAAGAAAAUAGCAUUUCUCUAGCAUUCUCCGUUCUCCUCUGUUGAUGAAAUACCCCGCAACAUAAGAGCUUUCUAAAUGUGUGGUGCAUAUUUUGUUUUAUGAGGAACAUUUGUGUUGAAAAUUGGCAUUUGAGGGUUUAAAAAAAAUUGGAAUGAAAUAAACACACCAGCUCUGACAAACACUACUGUAAGGGGAAAAGGAAUACAGUACAAAAGCUUUACUUUUUAACAUAACAGUGUUUAAUUUAACAAAUUGCUUUCAGGUGUGUCGAAUAAUCAAGUGAAGGGGUGGUUGCUUCCAAAACUAUUCCCAGUCAGAUGAAAUGAUGCAGUGAUCGGUCUGGUUUAUUGUAGAUAUCCUUGAAAUGUUUUUAACGGUGAAAUAAAUUAUUUUAUGUUUUAAUAUA
Molecule: messenger RNA, 4341 nt
Organism: Siniperca chuatsi (mandarin fish)
Lineage: Eukaryota; Metazoa; Chordata; Actinopteri; Centrarchiformes; Sinipercidae
Gene: tox4b
Product: TOX high mobility group box family member 4 b
Exons: 10
Coding region: 1018-3042 (674 amino acids)
Biological process (GO): regulation of transcription by RNA polymerase II
Cellular component (GO): nucleus
Molecular function (GO): chromatin DNA binding
Source: RefSeq, a predicted model, not a curated record